AUAUUUGUUGCCUUUUUUUUUGCAGAAUCAACUUCCUUCCCUACAGUUGCUCCUCUACAUCAAAGGUCCGACAUAGAAUGUUAUCCAGACGCCCUCGCCAUUUUCUUGCCAGAUGAUCUGUUUCCGAAGCAUCGCAACGUUACAUGGAGGGAAAGUUGUUGUAGCGUUGUUCACAACGGCAGUCAUUACGUUAGUAACAUUUUACUCACUGAAUGCGGAACCACCGUUCUUAUCGAAAACGAGACAGUUACGUUUUCAAAUGAACUAAUUGUUCAUAAAGUAGCAGACGACAAUAACGUCGCAAAUGAUGCCGAGGACAGAAGCAUCACGUAUGGGGAGGACUACGAAACUGUGAUACCUGUGAAAUGUAUUUAUCCCAGAUUUAACAACGUGUCAACAAAUUACAGUCCUGUGAAACAAAAUGUGCGAUUUAUUGAGAAAAGGUUUGGGACACUCGACGUUGCUAUGGAACAAUAUGAAAAUGACCAGUUUAAGAACGCAUUAGAUACAAGCAGCUUUCCCAGAAAAGUGCCGUUAGAUGAUGACGUCUUUGUUAGAGUUGGACUUAAUUUUGAACCAGACGGUCUCCGUGUAAAGACAGAUCAAUGUAUAGCCACAUCUGCGCCUUCUCCAGCUGACACCAACUGGCGACCUCUAAUUCAGUCAGGAUGCCCAAAAGACCGUGUUCGUCUGCUUUCAACGGACGAGUCCAGCGAUGUUAGAUUCGCUUUCAAAGCGUUCGACUUCCGGCACAAUGCCUCGGGAUUGGUUUAUAUUCAUUGUGAGGUAUCUGUAUGCGAGACAGGUGACGUAUUGUGCAAAAUGGGCUGUACAUCACGAGCAAAACGUUCCGCAAGCAGCCGACAAAAUUCACACCUGGUUUCAUCCGGUCCCCUGUUUGUUGAAAGGAAGGAACAAAACUCUAAAGAAAUGGUUACUAUGCCGACGGUGGUUGCUGUCGUCUGUGUAGCGGUAGCCAUAGCAUCGGUGAUGGUAGCAAUAAUCGGUUGGACAAGAAAACCCCGGCACAAUCACGCAGCAAUAUAGAGAUUAUGUGUUUAUUUUUCUUAUAAUAAUCAUAGAAAGUAUUACAAAGGUUUCAUUGCAUUCAAACAUGCCUUUGCUGUACUGAAGCAAAUAAAUUAAUGUUGGCUUACUGAUUUACCAAAAUAGAUAUAUAAACUGAUAUAUAUAUAAAUAGAAAAUGCACAUUUCAAGAUGUAUUACAAUUAUCAUUGGAUUGAUAAAGUUACAUACAAACGCAAAUUUCCAAAGUAUUUAUUAUAUAGGACCAAACGGCAAUUAUAAAACUGUAGUAGUAUAAUUUAGUUGAAAGUGUUGGAUCUACUUGAUAUUGACGUUGGUUGGCUCUAUUGUUAGGAGUCAAUUAUUGUAUUAACACUUAGUAGUUGCAGUUAACAUUGUUAUAAACACUUACUAUAAUAAUUGUAUCGUCAAUAAAAUGCUGACUGUGUAA
Molecule: messenger RNA, 1477 nt
Organism: Mercenaria mercenaria
Lineage: Eukaryota; Metazoa; Mollusca; Bivalvia; Venerida; Veneridae
Product: ZP domain-containing protein-like
Exons: 3
Source: RefSeq, a predicted model, not a curated record